Molecule: messenger RNA, 2569 nt
Organism: Notolabrus celidotus (New Zealand spotty)
Lineage: Eukaryota; Metazoa; Chordata; Actinopteri; Labriformes; Labridae
Product: heparan sulfate glucosamine 3-O-sulfotransferase 6
Exons: 2
Coding region: 428-1513 (361 amino acids)
Molecular function (GO): [heparan sulfate]-glucosamine 3-sulfotransferase activity
Source: RefSeq, a predicted model, not a curated record
GGGGCGUGUGUGUUUGAUAAACAGGGCGUGGAUUUGGCAGUGACAAGGGAAGGGGUGUUCAGGAUUUUCUUACUGUAGAGACGCUGCCAAGGAGCCACAGGAGCGCACAGAAGGCACAGAGCGCUGCGGGGCGCCAAUUCACAACCACCUUUAAUGCCUUGACUUCGCUCGUGUUAUUUGGAAAUGUACAAUUUGUCUGUCUUGCUUUGACAACUUGAAAGCGGAAACGGGAUGGAGAGAUAAGAGAAGGAACAUGUGAAGCAUUUUGACGCGCGCGGGGCAAGUUUUGCGCCACUUGCUGCUGUGGCACGAGCGCGCUGGUUAUUUCAGAGCCCUCUUCGUUUGAGGAACUUUUAAGUGAGUAGUAUGAAGUCCUGUGUCAGGGCAUGUUUCCUGCGUUGUGUCCUCGUGCUCAGGAUUGCGACUCAUGGGAUGUAGUAAAUGGAGAGCUGCGUUCAACUUUGGACACCUGAAGGUGCAGUCCAAACUGUCCGUCUUCUUUACCAUGAUAAUACUCUUCACUUACCUCUUCUACUGCCUCAACGGAUAUUGUGACUCCUUGCCAAGGCCAAUUUACGACCGCCAAAGCAGUUACCAAAGUAAAAUGGUCCUUAAAGAUGGAGAGGAAGGGUCAACGCAGCAGCAUAACGCGUCUCAGGUGUCAUUUGUCCGGGGACAGCUGUCGGACUUAUCCAACAGAGAUGCGUCAUCUAACAUCUCUAUAGCCAACACCUUCGGAAGCAAAAAGUUUCCUCAAGCUAUCAUCAUCGGGGUGAAGAAAGGGGGCACACGGGCUCUGCUGGAGUUCCUGCGCAUCCACCCGGACGUGAGAGCGGUCGGAGCUGAACCGCACUUCUUCGACCGGUUCUACGAUAAGGGACUGGCGUGGUACAGGAAUCUGAUGCCUCGUACUCUAGAGGGUCAGAUCACAAUGGAGAAGACCCCCAGCUACUUCAUCACCAAAGAGGCUCCUCGUAGUGUCUUCUCUAUGAGCCGCCAUACCAAGCUCAUCGUGGUGGUACGCGACCCUGUGACCCGGGCUGUUUCUGAUUACACCCAGACUUUGACGAAAUCUCCCGGGCUUCCCUCCUUCCAGAACCUUGCCUUCCGCAACGCCACCACAGGCCUCAUUGACACAUCCUGGAGCGCUGUACGCAUCGGCAUCUACGCCAAGCACCUCGAGAACUGGUUGCACUUCUUUCCGCUCUCAAGCUUACUCUUUGUCAGCGGUGAGCGCCUUGUCACGGACCCGGCAGGUGAAAUGGGCCGUGUCCAGGACUUCCUUGGACUGAAACGUGUCGUGACAGACAAGCACUUCUACUUUAACCAGACCAAAGGUUUCCCCUGCCUAAAGAAGCCGGAGGGGAGCAGCAGGCCGCGCUGCUUGGGGAAGUCAAAGGGCAGGCCCCAUCCCCAGAUCCCCUCAGAGGUCCUGCUCAGGCUUAGAGACUUCUACAGACCCUUCAAUCUCAAGUUUUACCAAAUGACUGGCCAUGAUUUUGGCUGGGACUGAGCAGCUACUCACCAAAGCUUUUAAAAACUCUUUGUAGCGUUCUUGUUCAGCUAACUACCAAAACCAGACACGGAUACCAAGGAAACAUUGCAUUGAUCAAAGGUUAAAGUGUGCAAAACAUGCCUUUUCUCUGUUUCCUUUUCUAGGACAACCCCUGAUUUCCUUUCGAUUUACAACAGCCAUGCCAACACAUUUUGUGAGUUUUGAUCCUUUGAGCCACUUCAGAAAGCAUUUCUAAACAAAAGCUUUGCAGAAGUGCUUGUUGUGGUUCACACUGCUGCACUGUGAUGAGCACAAGCCAUAAGCUUAGAAUGGGAACUUCUAGUACUUGGCACCCCGAGUGGCAGAAGAAUCCUAAGCUCUCAUUGCUGUCCAAAACACUAAAAAGCAUAACCUCUGUAUUGCAGAAAAUAACCCCAGCAAGAUGCCAACAGUGCAAGGACUUUGGUUUAAAGUGGCAGCAGAGUAACAGGAUGUGACAGCAGGGCAGAGCUACAAUAAACCAAAUUAUAUAUCCAAGACACGCAAGCUGUGAUACAAGCAGCAUUGACGGUGAAAAAAGGUUUUGAAUUAUGCACAAUCAAGCACAAUCAUACAAUAUAUAUAUAUACAUACAUGACUUAGAUACUCUUACAUACAGCAUUGUUCGGUUCACCUCUGGGUAAAUGUUCUCAAAUGUUUAUAAAGCAGAUACCAGAUUAUGAAAGCCUUUUUUUGUCUUCUUACAGUGUACAUUCUUUUUCUGGACUGUCAUACCAUUUUAUCACUAAAAAGAUGUAGCAAAUGGAGAAUAACAGGACAGCUGUGGCUGUUACAGAGAAAAGUAGCAGAAAUGCAAAAUGCAGACCAUCAUGUGCUGUAAAUGUGCUGCCAUUGUAGCUACACACAUCUGUAAAUGUGAUGUCUUUCUUCAAUUUAUCAACACUCACCUCCACAAAUGGUACUUACAUGAAACUGUAUAUUUCUGAAAGCAUAAUUUAUAAGAUGACAUAGUAUUGUGAGACUUUUGUAUUUGAAAUUCUGCUGGAAAUUCUGACUAAAACUUCUGUACUGAAA